AUUUAUUUUUAAUUUUUCAAAGAAAAGAAAAGCGUUAUCUGAAAAGAAUGUGGAAGGUGGCACAUAAGCAUACAAAUCGAUCUGGGGCCCUUCCUGAUGUAACAGAGCUGUACAGAAAUGAUAAAUUUGUGACCGACUCACUGUGCUCAGUAUGUGUAAAAUCUGUUAAAGUCACUGCGGAUGGACAGAUAAAGACCAAAACUGUAGGCAACAUCGGCGAUCGUCAUUUGCGGGCUGAUCUGAACUUACCAGGAUUGCAGGAGCGUUGCGCCGUCUCAGCCAACAAUGAUCUAUUUAGGUUGUCAAAGCUAUUGGACGAAAAUGAACCACAACAAAUUGAAAAUCGGCAAAAGCAACCCUCGACCAGAAUUCCACACAAGGAUUGCAUGCUGGCAAAACAGGCCAAUACCUUUCCCAAGCAGCCAACAAUUAAGCUACAGAAAUCAGGAGUACAUGAUCCAAAACAAAUUCGGACUUUUCAAAGAAAGCCAAAGAAAACGAAACAGAAAAAAUGUUACUUAAAUAAAGACGAAAACUCCUCAGAAGAAGAUUGCUAUGAAACAGCUGAAUCAGACCAGCAACCAGAUGAGAGGCCACCAGCAACAAGCUUGGUGCAGCCAAUUGUGCAUCACCAAAGGGAAAAUCCGCACGUUGACAAUGCGAGGCCAGCAAUGUUGUGCCACAAUUGCUGCCAGAAGCACAUUAAAAUCCAUGGGAUGGCUCAAAAAGUAAUGCGAUUUGGUAAAUCUCAUGUGUCGUACUUAAGCUUGGCUGUAUUAUUGGGUUAUCAUUUGGUGUUUUGCCUGUGCACAUUUGCAUUUCUCAGCUAUUUGCUGUGCUAUGAUGUCAUCGAAUAUGUCAAUGAGGAGCGGCGCUAUUUGGUUAAAAUGAAAUCGGCUGGUGUUUUAGCCAAAUGUUUUUACUACAUCAUGCGACUGUUAAAGUUGCCAAUAUUUUAAUUGGCAAUUGCCAGUGUUCUGUUGUUCAUUUAUGCACACAAUCAAUUUAUUUAUUGUAAAAUAUGUGCAAAUUGAUAUAUUUUAGUUAUAAGUGCUAAAAUCUAGUUGCACUCGAACGCGUCCAUUUCGCCACAAAACAUACCUCAUUUGCGACCAACUCCCACCGUUCGGCGCUUGACCAAAUGAAAAACAAACAGUUCGCUUUUGUUGUUAUCCCAAAUAACACUAAAAACUACAGCGAGAAUAACAACAACGACGACGACACCGAAAAUACACCGAAAUUGUAAAGUGUUAAAAAUAAUAAAUUAUUUCUGUUAUUCUAAAUGGUA
Molecule: messenger RNA, 1288 nt
Organism: Drosophila grimshawi
Lineage: Eukaryota; Metazoa; Arthropoda; Insecta; Diptera; Drosophilidae
Exons: 4
Coding region: 48-959 (303 amino acids)
Source: RefSeq, a predicted model, not a curated record